Messenger RNA from Effrenium voratum, 843 nucleotides. NCBI's taxonomy places the organism in Eukaryota, Dinophyceae, Suessiales, Symbiodiniaceae. The record is from the annotation of a GenBank genome assembly.
GCGCAGAGUUUUGCAAAGCUUCAUUCCCUCCUGCCAAAUGGCCCCGUCAACAAGGUGCGCGCUUCAUUGCACAGCCAGUCAAUGCCAGCGAGCGCGCUGUCUUCUGGUGUGCGCAUUUGGCGCGUUUGCAGCUUGGAAUGGCCUUCGGGUAGCUGCCAAUGCGUUUGCUGGUUCUUCAGGCCUGCGAGCGGGCGCGUGCGGACAAAAGCGCACGUUGCGAAGAGGCUUGUUCGAGGACCUGCAGCAAAGCUUUACGGAUUCGGCCGUGCAGGCCGCAUCAGGCCUUACCAAGGAGGAGAAUGAGGCGCUGAUGGAAAAUUGUCGCAACGGAAAGAUGAGCAUUGAUGACUACCUCACAGUCAUGAGAAUGUUCAGCAAGCUGGGCGAAGUGGGAAACUCGGUUGCCCCGCUGAAGAACAUGCUCCAGCAGGGCAACGCCCAAGGAGAAAUUGACAAUGCCAAAGAGAAACUCGUUCAGCAGGAGGCACUGGUAAACGCAAUGACCAAGAAGGAGCGUGCAAAUCCCGACGUCUUCGUCAAGCCUGGGCCGACUGGUCGUAAGGCGCUGGAGCGUUGGGCUGGCGCUGCAGGCAAGACGGAAAAGGAGAUGAUGGAGUUCUUGCUGGAGUACCGGUCCAUGAAGUCCAUGUUCGCGAAGCUUGGGCAAGGAGAGGACUUUUCAGACGUGCAAAAGCAACUGGCGAAAGAGCGGGAUGAGCUGAUGGUUUCAACACAGUCACGCAAGGCUCGACGAUCGACCAAAACCCGAACAGGCGGAAAAGCAGGCAAGCAGCCGGAGUGGAUGACCUUAUGAUGCAGUACCGGAUCCAAGUACAGUCCGUC